GCUAAUAAAUAGGAAAUUCCGAUAGCCUCUCUGAGUCCUCACCCAGCUCUCCAGUAGUAACGAGCCCCUAUUAGGAGCGUGAUUUGACACAACCGCUGCGAGUUCAGUUCAAGUCUCUGAUCUAUAGCCACGCUGCACUGCGCGUGCCCACUCAACUCAAGUCCUAUCACACAGUUUGAAUUAUAACCGCUCUCGACUAGCUCCAGCAGUUCAGUCGUUCCGCGACAUUCCACUCGAAGUGUUGUGUUUUUAGUUUCGAAAGAGUUUGUAACCGUUGAUCAAAGAUGCGCAUCGGAGCAACCAUCCCCAACUUCAAGGCCGAUACGACCAAGGGUCCUAUCGACUUCUACGAGUGGCUCGGUGAUUCAUGGUGUGUCCUGUUUUCGCAUCCGGCCGAUUUCACUCCGGUGUGCACCACCGAGCUGGGCCGUAUUGCCGUCCACAAGGAGCACUUUGAGAAGCGUAACGUGAAAGUCCUGGCCCACUCGGUCGACGAUCUGAAGUGCCAUGUCGAUUGGGUUAAUGAUAUCAAAUCGUACUGCCCGGAUAUCAUCGGCAACUUCCCGUAUCCGAUCGUUGCCGACCCGACUCGUGAGCUGGCGGUGAAGUUCGGAAUGCUGGACGAUAAGGACAAGGAUGAUCCGGAGCUGGCCCAAACUGUCAGGGCGUUGUUCAUUAUCAGCCCGGAUCAUCGCGUUCGGUUGACGAUGCACUAUCCCACAUCAACUGGAAGGAAUGUCGAUGAAAUCCUGCGGGUCAUCGAUUCACUGCAGCUGACCGACCGUCUCAAAGUGAUUGCCACGCCCGCCAACUGGACGCCCGGCACCAAAGUAAUGAUCCUACCGAGUGUCUCCGAGGCGGACGCUGAUAAGAUGUUCUCCAACAUUGAGCGCGUUUCGAUGCCAUCGGGUAAUGUGUACGUGCGCACCACCACUGAUUAUGAGUAACGAUCCACGAUAUGUGGGUACACCCUAUAGAUAGAGUCAAGUGCAUCAAGCGCAAGUAUGAGUUGAAUUGCUGAAGCCAGACGCGUAUUUCGUAUGCAUGAUAUUAUAUAUUCAUUUUACGACACAAACA
This is a messenger RNA of Aedes aegypti (yellow fever mosquito), 1077 nucleotides long. Its product is annotated as peroxiredoxin-6. Gene Ontology annotation, molecular function: peroxiredoxin activity. The record is from RefSeq and is a predicted model, not a curated record. NCBI's taxonomy places the organism in Eukaryota, Metazoa, Arthropoda, Insecta, Diptera, Culicidae. The transcript is spliced from 6 exons. Gene Ontology annotation, cellular component: mitochondrion; cytosol. The coding region runs from base 285 to 947 and encodes 220 amino acids. Gene Ontology annotation, biological process: cell redox homeostasis; cellular oxidant detoxification.